Molecule: messenger RNA, 403 nt
Organism: Racocetra fulgida
Lineage: Eukaryota; Fungi; Glomeromycota; Glomeromycetes; Diversisporales; Gigasporaceae
Source: the annotation of a GenBank genome assembly
AUGAUUACUUGGGAUCGAAUAAAAAAACUAGAUUAUGAUCAUCCACUGCUGUCCUUUAUAAUUGAACUUACGGAGCCACGUGAAGAAUUCUGUUCUCUUCUUCCAUCAUCAAUAUUAUCACAAAUAAUUGAAGCACCUAAUGAUUAUCGUACUGACAUUUCACAAGAAUUCGAGACAAUUUUUCGAAAUUUUUUUGAAGACCGUCGUCGCUGGGUUGAGGACGAUUUUGGAAUCAUGGGUCCUGAAGAGCGUCAACAACCAUUUUAUAAGAAACCUGAUUUUUGGCUUCUUGAAAAUAUUUCCCAAACGAUUCAAGAAAUUGUUUACGAAGAAACCUCAGGAGAUCCAUUUAAGCCUGAUCAAACCAAAUUCCGGGAUGAUCUUUUUAAAUUGUUUCGAUUUG